GGGAACGCCAGCAGUUUCGUUGAUAGGACCACUGCACGCGGCUGAUCGCAUCUGCUCUCGAAUGUGACCAUCGGACGGAGUGCGUCCUGUGUUUUUUCCUCUUGCCGGUACGCAACAACUUGUAUUGCCCAUGAGGGCACGACGAACACAGACACCAACAUCAUUCCGUGUGUGCUUAUGUGGUGCAGGAUAUAGAGCUGCCGGGAUCUGAUGGCGAGUAGCGGAGCAGGGGCACCGACGGUGAGUGAGCACCCACACAGCACGACACACGCAUCCAUUGGGUACGUCACCUGGGCGGCGUGUGUGUGUGUGUCAGUCGGACCCCAGUAGGUGUUGGUUGGUGGGCUUGCCCGAGGAUGUGGAGAGGCAACUGCUGGCCUCCCUCACGGCCGACGACUGCGGCCCCCUUCGAGCCUCAUCCAAGAUCGUCGGCUGCCAGCUGAUCAGCGAGGCCUACCUUACGGACCGCCUCGACGCUGCUAUUCGCGACAAGGGCCUCAGUGGAGUGCUGACGUACCAGAAGCGCUGCGAGACGGUCCUGCUGCUUCUGCUGCAGUGGAUCGCGGCCAUUUUCGGCGCGGCUUCCACUUUCGUUCAAGGCCUCGUGGGUCUGAGCGCUCUCAUCGUCGUUUAUGUGGUCAUCCUCGCCUGUACCAUCGUCGUGAUCUGGAAGCCCUCUUGACUUUCUGACGCGGCCGCUGCGUGUAUUACCGUGGAUUCAGUUGAGCAUCAAGCUGCUUACUGUCUUCGUGAUCCCGUUUGCCGAGAUUAUGGUGGUCGUCCGAUUGCUUGGGGAGGCGUCCCUCAUUGUGCGAGCGUAUAGGCAAUGUUGGGUGGCGGUGCUCGAGGCAAACGACAUUUUUGAGUCCGUCGAGCGCCGUGUCAGGAGUGGCCUACGUGUGGCGCUGGCGAUCGGCAAGGUAUACCUCAACUGUGCUGUGGCGCUUCUCGG
Messenger RNA from Vitrella brassicaformis, 952 nucleotides. The record is from the annotation of a GenBank genome assembly. Lineage: Eukaryota; Vitrellaceae.